UUGUCUAUGGUGUGAGAUUUGGGUCGAUUAUGUCAUGGCGGGUUAGAAGUUUCGGCACUCGGUUUCGUUGAAUUUGUUUUGAAUUACGCCGUCAAUGAUCUCGUUUGGUCCGUUGUUGUUUAACUCGCACGGUACCUGUAUAUUAGUACUCGUUUCAUAAACAUUUCAAAUGCUGAAACAAUUGCAAAUGGGACUUCGCGCGUUCAUGCUAAUCGCUUCCAAAGUAUGGAGUUGUUUUUGUUAUAUGUUUAGAAAGCAAUAUCGAGCGUUGGCUCAAUACCAGUCCGUCAAAUAUGAAAUAUAUCCACUUUCCCCCGUUUCUCGACACAGGCUGAGUCUAGUCAAAAGAAAAAUGUUGGUCCUGGACUUGGACGAGACGCUGAUCCACUCGCACCACGACGCCAUGCUGCGGCCGACGGUGAAGCCCGGCACGCCGCCCGACUUCGUGCUCAAGGUCACCAUAGACAAGCACCCCGUCAGGUUCUUCGUGCACAAGCGGCCGCACGUCGACUACUUUUUGGAUAUUGUGUCACAGUGGUAUGAACUGGUGGUGUUCACGGCGUCGAUGGAGAUCUACGGCGCCGCCGUUGCCGACAAACUGGACAACGGCCGGGGGAUACUGCGGAGGAGGUUCUACAGACAGCACUGCACAGCGGAGCACGGGUCGUACACCAAGAACCUGUCGUCGAUAUGCGACGACCUCAACAGGGUGUUCAUACUCGACAACUCGCCCGGCGCCUACCGGGACUUCCCAGAUAAUGCGAUACCCAUAAAGUCGUGGUUCUCGGAUCCUCUGGACGUGGCGCUGCUCAACCUGCUGCCCGUGCUGGACGCGCUGCGGUUCACGCACGACGUGCGCUCCGUGCUGUCGCGCAACCUGCACCUGCAUCGCCUCUGGUAGCGACUUAUGAUUACCAGCUUUUGUACAAAUUGAGGAGGCCGCAGCGCUUCCGGAUCCUAUUUAUUAUUUUUUUUUUCACUCGUUAGGUUCUCCAGCGCUUCUAUUCAAAUAUACAUAUAGUUUUAAAUAUAGUUAAAAGAUGAUUGUUUUUAAGUUUUGUUUUUAAAUAAACAGUGAUUAGUGUAUAAAUAAUAAUAACAAUUAAUAUACUUAAGCAGUAUAUUAAGUCGCCUACAUAUGUAGGGCUGUGGGGGUAGUUUUUGAAACACCCUGUGUAAUGUCUAUGGACUUUGUAUGUGUGGGUCUCUUCGGUGAGACAUAUGUUUUCUAUAUCACGUUUUUUAAGUGUAGUAUAUAGAUAUCCAAAGUACCAUUAGUACCUGAGCUCUCCAUAACUUUAGCUCUAAUCUCAUCUUUAAUACAAAAAAAACUGUCUGUCUGUAUGUCAGUCUGCGGCACCAUAGCAGAUGUCAGACAGCUGUUUAAUUUUACUGGUUUCCCAUUAUAAUUUUAAAAAGGCAUAUCAAGGGAAAGAUUUUUUUUUUAAAUUGUAAUAUAUACCACUGAGCUAUUUUUAUUCUAAUAUGGCUAAUAAAGUCACAAAUGAAUGAUUAUUUUAACUAUUACAAUCAUAUUAGAAUCAUUUUUAUUUAAAGGGCUAUAAUAUAGUCAUAUUACAAUAAUUCUUAUUUUAUAUGACUAAUGAAGUCAUAUUGGAACAAUUCUUAUUUUAUGUGGCUGAUAAAGCUUAUUGGAAUGAUUCUUAUUUUGUAUGACUGGUUAAGUCAUGUUGGUAUGAUUCCCAUUUUAUAUCACUAAUAAAGUCAUAUUGGUGUGUUUCUUAUUUUAAAUAAUGUCUGUUAGAGUCAUAUUAGAAUAAUGUUUAUUUUAUGUGACGGUUAAAGUCAUAUUAGAAUGAUUCUUAUUUUAAAUGACCAAUACUAUGGUAAAAUGUAAUUUUUUUUAGAAGCACAUUGCUGCAAAGGAUUUCUGUAUAUCUGCACUGUCGAGGUCCAUUUACUAUUGUACGUUAUGGAGGGAACAGGUUUCAAGUGUUCAAAUUUCAAAUAAUAUUUGAAAUAAUUUAGUCUUAACUAAUAUUAUAAGUUAAUUAAUAUUUCCUAUAAAAUGUUUUUUUGAAAAAAAGUUUUUUUUUUAUUUUUAUUAAAUCUCUGUUAACGAAAUGCAGUUGCAAUAUAUUUUAUUAAUUGUCCCCACCUCAAAAUAACUUGAAAUUAUAAUAACAAAACUUAUAAGCUCAAAGUGCGUAUUAUACUGAAGUGUAUUUCCGUUUAUACUUUGGAAGUCUGUUUGGCUUUGUAAUGGUAAUAUGUACAGACCAGUGGCGUGCACAAGUUUUUAAGUAGGGUAUGCACCAGUGGCGUGCACUUCAUACAUGCAUUAAAGCACUGCAUACCCUAAGAGUUGUUUUCUUAAUGCUUAUUAAAUGAAGAUUUUCCCAGUUUGUUUAAUUUUUCUUACUAGUGCACGCCACUGGUAAGCAGUAUACGUUCAAAUGAGUCCUCAGGUUUGCCGAACAUUGUUUUGCAUCAUUGAAAUGCACGCUACUACUACAGACAAGCGUUUUACAGUUGACAAUUGACAGUCAGUGUGUUUUGACAGUUGACAAUGUGUUGGUGUGUAAAACCGAAGGAUUUUUUUUAAACAAAACGAACCUUCCGUUUAUACACAAACACGCGUGUUCUGUCGUCAUAUUACUACAUACAAAGCAAGACAGGCUUCCCCAAAUAGAUUGACUAGUAUAUACAUAUAAUACCGAAAAUUUAUAAGAAUAUAAAAGAUUGGGUUGUAAUUUUUUUAUACUUAACAAUGUAAAUGUAUACCACUUUUAUGAUAAAAAUGUAUAAAAUAGUAUGUUCUUUUAAAUUAUUCUUAUUUUUAACAAGAAAAGUUUUUUGUUUAUAUUUAUGUAUUUAUAUAAAUAUUACGCAUUAGGAGCUUAUGAAUUAUAAUUUUAUGUAAAUCCAAAUACGAGUAAGUAUGUAUAUUUAAAAAAAAUGUCGAAGUCUUAAUUUUUGAUUUCGUUAAAUUAGUUAACGUCGAAUUAAUUACUUAAUUCCGUUAAUUUAAUUAUAAUUUUUUUUAAUUACGAAUUUAAGUUGUAAAUUACCUUAGUUUCUUGAAUUGGUGCAUAUUCUAUUUAACAUUUGUCGCUUAUGAAAUUGUUAACGAUUUGUGCGUUUCUGAAAAAUGAUUUUAAUAAAGUUCACUUAAUUUGUUUUAACUUUGGAAACUUACAAAUCGUAAUCGUAUAAUUGUUUUAAGUUAUGUGUUAGACAAUAGCGCUGUGAGUCGCUGAAUGUAGCGUUACACUGACGGACAUUAUGAGGAAUUAACUUUAACUUCAAGACAGGGGCGUCGCUACCGCGGUAUCAGCCGUAUCAAUGAUACGGGGCCCCCGGACUAUAAGGACCCCUUACGUGUGAAAGCAAAAAUUUGUAAAAUGUAGGUAAUCCACAAUAUUUUUCUGUGGCUAAGUUGGAAACAUCCUACAUAUUGCCUACAUUGGUUAAGUCACAGUCGUAUUUAUUUUAAGCGAACUGUUUUGUUUCUUUUGUGAGAAGUCUUUACCCUUCAUUUGGGCCCCGAACUAAUUUUGAUAUGGGGCCCCUCCUUCAGGCACGCUACGCCACUGUUUCAAGACUAUUUUUGGCCAGUUUAUAGGCAAUCUCUGUUUACGAGACCUCGACCGCGCAGUACAGGGGUGCGGAUACCUAUUCGGCUCACUUGUGGAGCAAAAAAUCUUUUAUUUUCUUAUAUUUCGACUCACAAAAAGGGCCAUAGUAGUGUUAGUAAUAGGCUAGUUGACACUUUUUUAAAUAGUUCAUUAUCGUUCUACAAGAUCAAAAAAAAAAAAUUAUAUUUUUUUACGUGAUUACAUGAAAAUUUUAGUUUUUAAAUAUGUUAUUGAUAAUACGAGUCAAAAUGUAUGUUUUUGACAACACUAGCCAAAACGCCUGUCGGCCAUGAUGGUCUAUAUUUCAACUGUUUCAUGACGUCACUAUAACAAAUAAUAAUAGAACAUCAAGUGCGUUACUUGAGUUUAUUAAUAAUUGAUAUCUAUAUAUUUCAGACCCUUACUCCAUGUACUACACGAAAAUAAUAUUGUUUAAAUCAAAUUUGAUACGAGUCAACUGCCCUAUUAUUAUCCUAGGUAUAAGCAAGAUACUUAAACCUAUUUAAAUGUAUGACAGGAUCAACUUGACAGUACGUAAAUGUAAAAAAAGCAAUGGUUCUCAAACUGUCGAACCUGUCCUGGAACUGACCUUUUUUAUAUUUCCUUUGGAAUCGUAUUGAAAUUCAAUCAUCAAAUCACAUGCGAGAUCAAGUUUUAAUUUUUUAGAAGUACUUAAUGAUGAUGAUAUAGAUGUUUCUAAAAUCAAUAUUAUAUGAAAAAUUGAGCCUGCAUUGUUAAAAUUAAAGAGUUUAUAAGACUGCUCUCAUAUAUUCUUCGAGCACUCUGCAGGCUAUAAUAUAGCUGACAAGCUGACGCCGCGCGGUUUCACCUGCGUGAUUCCCGUUCCCGUAGGGAUACGGGGAUAAUAUAAGCCUUCCUCGAUAAAUGGGCUAUCUAACACUGAAAGAUUUUUUGAAAUCUGAUCAUUAGUUCCUGAGAUUAGCGCGUUCAAAAAAACUCUUCAGCUUUAUAAUAUUAGUAGAUAGUACCACAAGGUAAAAUCAGUGUAACGCUAAUAUAAUGACAAUAGUGUAAAGUAUACUAUGUAACUAUUAUGUACAAAACAAUCGAAUCAGCUGCAAACUGGUUUACUAAUUAACGCUAUUUAGUCUUGCUCCUAUGUUGCACCGAUAUUUAAUGCAAUUUUAUACUUUAGUCAGUACUUGUGUAAGCUAUUAUGUACUUUGUUUCCACGGAGUUAGGGUAAAAAUAUAAUUUUAAGUGAGGUUAAGUAUGUAUAAUUAUAUUAUAUAUACAUUUUUGUAUAUUAUAGCAAUAAUAAAGAGCGUUGUUAGUAAACUGUUAGAUGUUUAUAAUGCAUGUUAUAUAAUUAUGUUUGAAACGUCUUCUUUUAUUCGCAAACCGCAUAACUAACCUCGCCGACGUGGUAAAUGGCUAUUUGUAUAUUUAUCUCGGUAAACAAACAGGUGUUUGAUACAAAUGUCAUUUAUUAAAUGUUUUUUAAGUUGUGAGCUAUAGUGAAUCGUUUCAAAAUAAAAUAAAAUAGUCAAAAAUUUAAUUAAAAACCAUUGAGUUACUAUGACUACUACGUGCUGGAAAAGCUGUCACAAAAAAAAAAAUGUUGCAACAUGAAAAUAUUGCGGGCCAGCGCAGUAUUGCCAGAUAAAAGUAUUUGCUGCAGCUCUGAAACGAUAAUCAAGUGGAUACUAAUUACGCUUCCGAGGACUGAGUUAUGUGGUUUGUCUAUAGACUUCACAUACUGUAUAAUGUAUUGCAUUCUGAAUACCACUCCGUUUCGUUUAGGUAUACAAAUCUUUUUUUAAUACUUUUACGUUAUCCAAAAAAACUAUAAAUAAAGCCAUUUUACUCAGAGAGCUGGUCGACAUUUUUGGUUAGGUUAGUAUUUGAGGCAAGCUUUUAUUUCUUUUAGUUCUUCAAUUGUUCAAUUUAAAUGUAUAAAAUUUGCAGAUUGUCUUAAAGAUAUUUUUUUGAAAACAUAAAUCCUCGAAAGGUAUUUUUUUGCAAAAAAAAAAACGCACUUUUCACCAGCCAACAACCUUUAGUUCUAUGUUAGGAUAAGAGAGGUACCUACAGGACAAUUUUUUCCCCUUGUUUGCCCUAAAAUGUCGAUCAGCUUUCGGAAUAUCUCGGAUAUCGAUUUCUCAUUCAAAAUUGUUUUUGAGUAACAUCCAUGACAUUUGGAGAAAUAUUUCCGAUUAACCAAUAUAAUAAAUAAAAAUGUCGCGAUUUUAUAAAAAUCUUUUUAAAUUGGUAUUUUAAAAAAAUUGCAGAAAUCACGAAAUUACGCCCUAAUUAUUUAUUAUCAUCAUGACGAUUUAUUUUUAUUUUAGUUAUUUCAAUUUAAUAAACCUAAUACUAAUGUUGCUGAGCACGGGCAUAGAAAUGAGAUUGUUACUAUAUUUCAACUAAUCGUACAAGAAAAAGCAAAUAAAAAUGAAAAUUUAGUCUUCACUGUGCACCGACAAACGUUUAUUGUAGUCUGAAAUGCGAAGUUUAAAUACAAACUUUCACGAAUAAGUUAUGAUACAAUCUUUCGACUAUAAUAGAUAAAUAUAUAGUCGAAAACCUACCUAUUCGAUAAUCUGUAGCAAAAUGUGUAAGCAAUUUUCUUUGUAUUCACGGUUUUAAAAAACAUUUUUUUUUAAAACCGUGACAAUUUGUAUGUAAAGAUAGUUUUUUUCUUUAACAUAAGGAAUGCUCCACUGUUAAAAUUCACAGGAUGAUUUAUUUACGAAAUGAGAUUAAAAAUACAUGUUUUGUCACGUUUACUUUGAAUUUUGAAAAAAUAAAUGAUUCCUGUUUUACAAAUUCUAAUCUUUUGAGCGCCAGGCUUGAUUUGAUGUUUUCAAUUUUCAAGAAUUGUUUCAGUGAACUUUGCUUUCGUCUGGUCUGGUCGUGGCUUGUUAUCCCCCAUCUACAAGAGAUCAUUUCAAAAUUCAAACAAUUAAAAAUAUCAAUAAAAAUGCCAUUAUAAAUAUUUUUUGGAAAAUAUAUUAAAGCAAACGCUUAGUAUUCACAAUAAAUAGCACAAUUAUAAAAAGGAAUUAUUUUUUCUAAAACGGACUCCCUCAAUGAUGUUCAUUUGUUAAUCGGAACCAUAUGUACCUAACUGUGUUUUUAUACAUAGUAAUGAAAAUUGUAAAGGGCCAUGUUUAAUAUUUUGUUAUUUUCGAGUUCUUAGAUUUGCUUCCUAUACAUUUCUCGUUCACACAAUGACGUCACUAAUACAGUGCCGGAUUAAGGUAACUUGAUGUCGUAAGAAAUCUAUAGAGUGCCCGCUCUAUUCUUAUUUGAUUGUGAUAGUGAUGAACCACAAAUAAAUUAUUAGGUACUUACCUUGUAAUUAAUAUGUAGGCAUUUUAAAUUCAUGAACAAGAGACAUUUCCAGUCGAUUUGUUAAUAAUUUUUUUAGAAAACAAAAUAUUUUAAAUGGCCCUUUUGUAUAACAUUUCUAUUUGUAAGUAGACAAUUGACACGUGUCUAAUAAUGUUAAAAUGUGAAAAAAAUAAAGAAAAUUGUGCAACAAUUUUUGAGGUCUCGACUGGUUGUUUAAAGUUCAAAAGCGAUUUGUAAUAUAGAAAUAUUAAAUCGAUUUAAAAAUAUA
Molecule: messenger RNA, 7185 nt
Organism: Bicyclus anynana (squinting bush brown)
Lineage: Eukaryota; Metazoa; Arthropoda; Insecta; Lepidoptera; Nymphalidae
Gene: Dd
Product: CTD nuclear envelope phosphatase 1 homolog
Exons: 7
Coding region: 170-901 (243 amino acids)
Molecular function (GO): protein serine/threonine phosphatase activity
Source: RefSeq, a predicted model, not a curated record